Messenger RNA from Thelazia callipaeda (thelaziosis nematode), 1119 nucleotides. The record is from the annotation of a GenBank genome assembly. NCBI's taxonomy places the organism in Eukaryota, Metazoa, Nematoda, Chromadorea, Rhabditida, Thelaziidae.
AUGUUUCGAUGGCUGCGUUAUUUGAAAUAUUCUCGCAGAAUGUGCUCUGUUGUUAUUGCUAGUGCUGCAACAACUAGCAUAAUAGUACCAGUAGCAUGCAAGGCAAAUGAAAGUAAAGCUUUUGAGAAGAACAUUGAGCUCGACCAAAAAUUGAAUAAGUAUGAAAUGAAGUUCUUACAGUUUGCUUCUGUAGAAUAUGAUGGUAUUGUGUACAUGACACCUGCAGAUUUUUUGGAUUCGAUGGUACUCGAUAUGCCUAAAGGACACGUCUAUCGUAGAGUGUUGUCGGAAGAUUCGUUAAAUAAAGCUUUGUCUCGCACUCCAAAAUUCUCAAUAGAUAAUAAAUCGUUAUUUAGAGAACUUGACCGACACGGCAUUAUUUCGUAUUCUGAUUUCUUAUUUCUUUUGGCUAUCCUUACUAAAUCUGAUCGUGCUUUACGAAUAGCAUUUAUAUUAUUUGAUAGGGAUGACAAUAAAAAAAUCGAAAAGGAUGAAUUCUUAUUGAAAAAUUCAGAUGACACUAAUCUGGUAGACACUACAUUGAUUCGACUUUUUUUUGGCUGUCAAGGAAAUGAGUUACGUUCAUUUGAAGAAAUUAACAAAUUUCGUGAUAAUCUUCGAAAUGAAAUCGCCGAACUGGAAUUUAAUGAGUUUUCACAUGGAAGAUCUGAAAUUACUCCUUUGGAUUUUGCUCGUUUAAUACUUCGAUACUCUUCAAUUCGAAAAUCAGAAUAUGAGAAAUAUAUAGAGCGAAUGAGAGAGAAGUCAUCUGUUAAUGAUCAGGGUAUCACUUUCUCAGAAUACGAAUCAUUUUCGCAAUUUUUAAAUGACUUAAAAAAGUUUACCGCCGCAGUCCGUCUCUAUGCUCGAGCUGGUAUACCUAUGUCACAGUCAGAAUUCCAUCGAGCUGUUCAUGCUUCAACUGGACAUAUUUUAGACAAAAAAAUCGUUAAUCUGUUGUUCCGUUUGUUUGACACCAAUAAUGACAACUGUCUUUCAUACACAGAAUUUAUUGCUGUCAUGAAUGACCGUUUGCAUCGGGGGUUUCAGGUGUGCAUGUCAAAAUUUGGAAAAGAAGCAUUCAAGCAAUGCAUCAGGAAAGAACUUGCUAGCUUUUGA